AUGGCAAAGAUCCAAAGGUUUGUGAAAAUUAGGCGAUUUCACACCAUCACACACCAAGAAACCAUAAAACCAGCAUGCCAAACACCUCCUCAACAAAAACUUCAUAAUCUUUCAAUGCUUGAUCACAUAAUUCCGAACGUCCAUAUACCAUUGGUUUUCUUCUACAAAAACUACAAAAGUUGUGAUAUCAACAUCUUAAAAAAAGCACUAUCAAAGAAUUUAACACAAUACUAUCCAUUUGCUGGCAGAUACCUUAAUGCGCCUUUUUCACCUCACAUCCAUUGCAACGAUGAAGGAGUCGAGUUCUUGGAAGCUUCUAUUGACAUCCCACUCUAUGACUUCGUUCUCAAGAGAGACGUAGACGAAACAAUACUAAACAAACUCAUUCCAAAUGGGCUAGGUUGUGCUGUUAAUAAAACUAGUUCUAAUAUGCUAGAAGUCCAACUGAACCAUUUCCCUUGCAGUGGGGCUGCAUUAGCUGUGUCCAUCUCACACAAGGUCGGUGAUGGACUCACGAUGGCCAACUUCCUAAGCCAUUGGGCAACUGUUACUCGUGGUGGAUUGCCAAUAAAUCCUAGUUUCAUUUCAUCCAACAUAAAAGAUACUGCUAAUCUUCUUGAUUUCUAUGGGAAUAAUGGGAAGUUAUUGUCCAAAGCCAUAAAAAAAUCUGCAGGUUCGGUUCAAUUGUCAAAUUUGGGUUUAGUAGUGAACAUGAGAGAAAAAAUCAGCACUAGUUGUCCUAAAGCAAUGGCAGGCAACAUAUUUACAACAGCGAUUGCAAAGAUGAUUGAUUCGGGUGAAAUCCAGUUAAACAAGGUGAUAACUAGUUUGAGGAAAGAUAGAUUGGAUAUUCAAGGAAUAAGAGAUGUGGAAGAAGUAGGCAAAAUGUUCUUAAAAACAUUAUCAACCUUAGCAGACGAUCAAAAUCAUCGAACUUAUAUGUGUUCUAGCGUGUGUAGAUUUCCAUUUUACCAGGUGGAUUUUGGGUGGGGAAAGCCUGAACGAGUAAUUAUAGUAACUACUGGUAUCCUGGGUUCUAGUCAUUUUGUUGUUAUGGAUACUGCGUCUAGAGAUGGUAUUGAAGCAAUCGUGCAUUUAGAAGAAGGAGAAAUGGCUAUUCUUCAAAAUCACAAAGAACUUCUUCUAUAUGUUGAAGACAACUAA
Molecule: messenger RNA, 1164 nt
Organism: Erigeron canadensis
Lineage: Eukaryota; Viridiplantae; Streptophyta; Magnoliopsida; Asterales; Asteraceae
Product: acyltransferase Pun1-like
Exons: 2
Coding region: 1-1164 (387 amino acids)
Source: RefSeq, a predicted model, not a curated record